UGUUGUAUCAAUUUUAGUGCUCUUAAAAAAUUAAUCAAUGGCUACAAGAAGGUCAAUUUCGAACCAAUCAUGUUCAUCCUCUAGCAUAAAAAGGAUGGGUAAUUCGAAAAUUCGUUGCAAUUGUGGGAAUGAAGCUUUGAUUAAAACUGUGAGAAAAGGCCCUAAUUUGGGGAUGAAGUUCUACGGCUGCCCUAUGUGGCCAGACACUCAAUGUGAUUUUUUCAAGUGGGUGAAUGAGCAGGCUGAGAUGGAAGAUUAUGAAGUGAAGUUGUUGGAAAAGGAAACCAUAAUUGGUGAGUUACAGGUUGAACAAAAAAUCGCACACGAGAAAAUAAAGAAAUUGCAAUUAAAGAAAGGAAAAUUGGAGGAAGACAUCAUAGGGUUGAAGAAUGAAAUAGUUGCAAUGAAGAUUGAGUUAAUGAAGUGUGGUAGGAAUGAAAAAACGUUGUACUUAGCAUUGUUGUUUUCUUGGUUGUUGUUUGGUGUUGUAAUCUUCCUUUAUUGAUUAAGGAAGAAAUGAGGAUGUAUGUUGAAUGUUUUAUGUGGAAAUAAAAAGCAAUCUGUGUAAUUGAUUAAUGGAUGCUUAAUUGAAUUUUUAAUGAGUAAUGUUUGAUGUUGUA
Chenopodium quinoa (quinoa) is the source of this 620-nucleotide messenger RNA. RefSeq lists its product as uncharacterized. NCBI's taxonomy places the organism in Eukaryota, Viridiplantae, Streptophyta, Magnoliopsida, Caryophyllales, Amaranthaceae. Bases 38 to 505 code for a protein of 155 amino acids. Gene Ontology annotation, molecular function: zinc ion binding. The record is from RefSeq and is a predicted model, not a curated record. The transcript is spliced from 2 exons.